AAUGAUGUUAAAUAAUGAUAAAAGGUGGAGAUCGAAGUACGUGUAUUCUCAAUAUAGAAGCACAAAAGGCUAGCGAGAGAGUGAAGGUUUCACGAUGGAUUCAAAAAUCGCAUUUAAACUUGGAAGAGUCGCUGGGGGUGAAAAAACCGGCGACUUUACGUAUAACCUACGUCCAUUUGGCCACGGUCAUGACGACUGGAUCGAUCGAUUGAACAACAUAAUCGUUCCUUUCUUUCUGGUAGUGUUCGCUGUGUAUAUUGGGACGGAGUACCUCUUCUCUGGUCCCCCUAUCCACUGCUGGUGUCCGGCGGAAUUCACAGACACUCAUGUUGAUUACGUGCACCAUUUCUGUUGGAUCCGAAACACGUAUUACGUACCUCUGACACAACCCAUCGUAGAAGAAGCGCGGAAAAAUGAAGAGGUAGUGUAUUAUCAGUGGGUAUCAAUUAUUCUAUUAUUCAUGGCCCUGAUGUUUAAGCUACCCAGUGUAUUCUGGAGGCUAUUUUACAAAGAUUCUGGGAUCCAGAUUGAUACGAUUUCACAAACAGCCGCACAAUCGCAAUGCAUGUCCUGGGAUGAGCGGAACCAAACCGUGAAAAAUAUAGCUUGUGAUUUUCAAAGAUGGGCUAGAGUCCGCGCUCCUCGACAGAGAGGACUAAAAUAUCUGAAAUCUUUGUUCUCAAAGCGGUCGGGAUCCUACAUUGUUAGUCUGUAUUUUGUACAGAAAUGUUUAUACUGUGCUAAUACCAUUGGUCAAUUCUUCCUAUUAGACGCCUUUCUGGGACACGAUUUUUACCUCCAAUAUGGCACGGACUUUUUCAGUGGCAGCGUGGGAAAUAGUACUAUGGGUUUGGCGCGCUUUCCCAGAGUUACCAUGUGUGACUUCAAUGUACGCCAGCUUCAGAACCUGCCGCGCUGGACGGUUCAAUGCGUGCUUCCAUUGAAUAUGUACAACGAAAAAAUAUUUGUCUUUCUGUGGAUUCUGUACGCUUUGGUAGCCUUUCUGACGUCAGCUAAUCUUCUGCUUUGGAUUUGGCGCCUCAUGAUUCAUCGAAACAGGGUCGCUUACAUCCAAAAGUUUCUAAUGAACUGUGAAGGCAAAACUAAAGACCCAACCAAAGAAAAGCACAUUCAGAGUUUCAUUCAAAAACAGCUCCAUCUGGAUGGAAUAUUCGUCUUACGGAUAGCAGAACGAAACACAGGCGCGGUGUUUAUAAUGGACUUGGUGCAAGAACUAUGGGCUGUGUUCGAUAAACGAUAUGAAACUCGUUAGGUGAUCAUGUGGGGGCAUAAGGCAUUAAAAGAGAUUUGGGAAUUUGAUACAUGCAUGUACCUACAGGACAACAAAGGAUCCACUCAUUGCAUUGCAUUGUGGGAUUACGUAAUGUCACCUAUUUAACCACUGACGUAAGGAUUGGUUAAAGAAAGUACGGUAGAAAUAAAUUCGAAAAUCAAGUCUAUAAUUCAUUAAAAUCCGUUUUUGAACAGUUUAUUGGUAUGUUUGUUUGUUUUUUAAGUCCAGGUCAAUGCGCAAAAUACCUAUUCAAAAAUCGUUAUUUAUGGAAACGAAUGAAGGAAUAUAUCGCCCUUUCCUAUGACGUCAUCUGAGACAAUUGUGGUUGUGUACACAUAUUACGCCAUGCACUAUACUAAUUAUCGUUCUAAUAUCUGUUUCAAUUUCAAUUCAUUUAUUCUCAUAAGUCAAUCAACAGGACAUAGAGAAAUAUAUAGGCAAUCACACUAAUUAUAUUUAUGCAUGCGAGUUGAGGUACAUAUAUACGUUUACAAAAAUGAAUAUUACAAAAUAUGAUUGGCAAAUUGACAUCAACUUGGAGGGUUGACCACCUCAUUUAUAGUGUCAAUAAAUCCUAGAUAAAUUCAACAGCAAUUUAAAAUUCUUAGAAGAAAAUAAAUCAUGAAGUUUUAAAAUAUUUGGUCUAUGAUGAAAUUUUUGCGGUGUGUACAUUUUUCGAAAGUCUUUAAAAUUUUCACAUGUAAAAAUAUAAUGAAAUUCGUCGCCUAUUUCAGAAUAACACAAUUUACAUUUUCUAUCUGCUCUGGGAAUGCCAGACCAUCUCCCAGUUUCUAUUGAUAAGCGGUGGUUUGUCGUUUUGAAUCUUGCAAUUUUACGUAUUCUAUAAAUAUCCAAAUUUGAUAAGAUAUAAUUGUGACAUUUAAAUUCAGAAUUUAUAAAGAAGUUGUAAAUUUUACCUUUGCUGCAAUUACAUUCUGACAACCAUUGCUUCUGGAAUUGAUCAUAUAAUUUUUGUUUUAAUGAGUUUACAAGACACCUUUUGUUUUGUACAUAUUGAAAUAUCCAUAUAAUACUUAAGCCACAAUCAUCAAUAAUGCUUUUAACAUUUUUUAUCCAUUUUAUUUUGAUACCAUUUAAAUACUUUUUUAAAAAUAAAUAUAUAAGCUGAUAAAAUAGAUAUGACAAUUUUGUUUCUUUGCCAUUGACAAUAUUGGCCCAACAAUUUAUAAUUCUGGUUUUGAUAUAGAUAUCUAAUGGGUAUCUGCCCAAUUCUCCAUAUAUCAUAAUUUUUUAUGUAUUUUGCUUCAGAUUCAACAGAAUUCUACAAAAUUUUAAUGUACCUUCACAAUAACAUCGUUAUUACCAAAACCCCAUAUUUCACAUCAUCCAUAUAUCAACAUUUUAUCAAACAAAUGCAAUUGGGCUGUAAUCGAUAGAUUUAGGCUUCACACCUUUUUAAAGAUUCCACACAUAGCGUUUGGUUUCAUUGAAGGAUCCAGAUCUGGAGAAGAAAACACCCAGGUGCUUAAAAUGUUUGACAAUAUCUAGCUCUUUGCCAUCAUAAAAGAAACGACAGUUACUAGGCAAUCUACCUUUUGAAAAAAUCAUAAUUUUUGUUUUAUCGACAUUUACUUUACUGCAUCAUCAGCAUAAAGGAUGAUCAUUAUUUUCAAAAAUACAUUUAGCUCAUUUUCCAUUUCUUCGGAAAUUAGCGUAACCCCCUCAACAUUACUAUCAAUAAGGUAAUUUUUAAGGUAAUUCAAAAACAAGGCAAAAAGGAUGGGGGAUACACCGAUUUUACAUGGAAAAUAAUUUGAAAAUUCAUUAUUCAAAGCUAUUCUUGAUUUACAUCCAUUGUACAUAUUUACAAUAACCGUAAGGCAUUUGCCUGCAAUGUUUUACUGUGAUCAUUUACGCCAAACACUAUCAAAAGCACCUUUGAAAUCUAUAAAUGAACAAAAAAGUUUCUCUUUCGGCAGAAAACACAACUCAGUAAGCGAAUAUAGUACACACAUAUUAUCAAAUGUAGAAUAUUUGUCUCUAAAACCUGUUUGAUUUUUCUUCAGUACAUCAAAAUUUUGUGAGAAAUGGCCAGUUUUAGCAACACCGUAGAUAGUGACGGUGAAAUCCAAGGAUACAUUUGAGUUUAAGGAUUCAACCUUAUAUGUUUGUACCUGCACCCGUUUCGAAACCACCAGAAAGUGAUUGAUAUAUAUAUAUAUCUCAUCGGAAUCUCAGCUAGAAAUUAUUCACCGGGCCAGCCCACAAAAAAAUUGGGAAUGAUAUUGGAAAUAAUGUUUUACCUAAAGAUAAUUUUUGUAUUUUACAAGGAAAAAAACCCCGAACAAUUCCCAACUGUUGGCAUGAAAACCAUAAUACUGUAGCGAUGAUGGAUGAGCGGAUCAACGGAUCUGAAAACCAACACCUAAUAUACAAUACCUUGCUAUAAUGUGUUUAAUUAUAUAUAUUUCAUUGUAAAAUGCUUUUUUGAGAAAACAUUGUGCACAACGUUAUUUAAUUGUAACCCCCCCCCUUUUUUUUUUUUUUUUUUUUUUUUUUUUUACAUAGAUACAAUAUCAUAGAAAGUAAAUCAUUAGUACAUGUAGUUUCUUCACAGCACACGACAAAUGCGAAAUUGAAAUAUUACGACACAGAGUUAACGAAUUGUAGCAUUUUGAGGUUCGAAAUUUUGCCUUGAAGAUUCAUAAUAUAAUAAUCAAUGUAUCACAGUUUGCUUAAGUAUCUUCAGAAAAUUUUAUCCACUGAUGGUACCGGUGAAGUUUAGUCAUUCCGCGGCAAUGAAAACCACACCGAGUGCUACCCAUAUAGUGUACCUCAGAUACGAAGAACGGGAAAAUCAAUUAAUAUACUCCCGAUGGACGCCAAUUAUUCUGGUCAUCAUUUAGGCCAAGUCGUACUGUGCAAGAUACCAGGUUUCUUUUGGGUGUUUAUUUUAUCAGAGUUCUGAAUUCCUUUUGGAUAUAAUUUCACAAACGCGAUAUCAAGGGACUGAUUCACGAUUUUACCCAAAAUUUUGUUUUUUCACUUUUAAUGAUCAAAAUUUACUGUCUAAUGUGUUUGAAAGAUUUCACAUGAAAAUUAAGGUUAUACAUCAUCACAGAAGCUCAUUUUAGAGAGUUUAUUAUUUGUUUUGUAAGCAAAGAUUGCGGUAUGCUAUUGUUUACGAAAUUUUGAAAAGAAAUGGAUAUCGAUCAAAGUAUUAUUAUAUCUCUCACAUUUCAAGCAUUUUUGGGGUGAAAUGUGUCAUUUAAAAGUUAAAAUUUGUGACUAUGCAAAAUUAAGAUGCAUUACAUUACAAAAUCAAUAUUUCACUUAUUUGUUUGUUUACAUAAAAAGACCCGAGUCUUUGUUUACAUAACACAUAUUUAAGGCUAAAAUACUGCUUUCAUUCUUGCAUUCAGAAGGUCAAAAUUUUGGCUGUCAACAUUAAAUGAGUUAUGUUUCUAAUGUUUAACAUCAAAAAUGAAAAAUAUUUUUAUCAAAAAUCGUGAACCAGUCCCUUUAAAAGGGAAGCCUCCGUGUUUACUCGGGUUUUGUUUGCUGUUUAUUGGAACGUUUACAUGUCCCGGUUAUCUGUAUUAUUAGGAUAAAUACGGUAAACAUUGUGAACACCGGGGUAAUUUGUAUAACUGUCUCCCUUGUUAUAUAUCCGUUAUAGAUCACGGGAUGCAAACAACCUGGACAGAAGUUUAUCACAAGAUACAUUUAUAGUUUGUAAUAUUCAAGUUUAACAACUUAGACAUAAGUUUAUUCUAAGAUACAUUUAUAGGUUGUAAUAUUUUAAGUUUAAUAACCUAAAUUUAAGUUCAGAUCAGAUACAUUUAUAGUUUGUAAUAUUCAAGUUUAACAACCUAGACAUGAAUUUAUUCGAAGAUACAUUUAUAGUUUGUAAUAUUCAAGUUUAACAACCUAGACAUAAUUAAUUUUAUCCUAAGAUACAUUUAUAGUCUGUAAUAUUCAAGUUUAACAACUUAGACAACUUAAACGGUGAAGUACCACAAAGACCUAUGCUCAGCACUCAGGGCCGUAGCAGCACAGGAUAUCUAAGAUUUUGGAUGCAUCAAAUGAAGUCAGAUAUUGCUGUUUACGCGGGAUUUUCUAUCAUUUUAUAUAUUAAACAAAAUGUAAAUUGGUCAUUAAUACAUAAAAUGCACAUAUAAAAAGACGAUUUUGAAGGAUUUCAAUUUUGGGUAUAAUGGUUUUUAUACUGAAUUUUCAAGUCAAGAUUUUUGAAUACAUAAAUAUACAUUGUAGGUGGUUUUAUAGGGAAAAUAGGUGGUGAAUAUGGACUUUCAUUAUGGAUCCACCUACAUGAUUGAUGCAAAGCUGAUGGCAACGUACUUUAAUGCUGUGGCAUUUAGUUAUUUGAAUUUGAAUACAUGGAUUUGGUAUAGAUUCAAAAAUAGACACAGUAUAGAAUAGCAUUAUUACUCUAUUGUUCGCAUUUGAUAGUCUAUGAACAAUUUUUUUUUUUAAUCGUUUAAAUUUGUGUCUUGUUUUCUUUCUCAUCUUAUAUCAAUAUAUAGCUUGACUGGAUAAAUAUUACAUGAAUUUGAUAUAUGUAAAUAUUGUUUAUAAGUUGGACAGAUUUCAUGCCAUGUCAUAUUAUCAUAAUCAUGCACAAUGAUGGAAAAUGCGAAUAAAAAGAUAGACUGUUCUAAUUUAAUACGAUGCAAAAGCAUUUAGAUAUUAUAAAUAACCAAAAACAAAAACAAAAAAAGAAAAGAAAG
Messenger RNA from Ostrea edulis (European flat oyster), 6006 nucleotides. RefSeq names its product innexin unc-9-like. The record is from RefSeq and is a predicted model, not a curated record. Bases 95 to 1273 code for a protein of 392 amino acids. NCBI's taxonomy places the organism in Eukaryota, Metazoa, Mollusca, Bivalvia, Ostreida, Ostreidae. The transcript is spliced from 2 exons.